AUGGAAGCUCUCCACGACCUCGUGAAAAGCGGCAAAGUCCGCUAUAUUGGUGCAUCCUCCAUGUGGACGUGGCAAUUCAGCGAAUACCAACAUAUUGCCGUCAUCAACAAGUGGACUAAAUUCAUCUCCAUGCAAAACCACUACAGUCUCCUCUACCGUGAAGAAGAGCGAGAAAUGAUACCCUACUGCAAAGCCACCGGGGUUGGUCUCAUCCCCUGGUCACCCCUCGCUCGCGGCCAUCUUGCACGACCCGCUGGAACCGGGGGUAAGAGUUUACGGGGUGGGAUGGAAGAGAAUAGAUCGAAAUCGGCUUUAAAUGGACUGUACAUGAUAGGGGCAACAGAGACGGAUGCAAAGAUCAUAGGGCGGGUUGAAGAAAUUGCAAAGAAGAGAGGGUGGAGCAUGGCUACGGUAGCGUUGGCGUGGAUCAAUGGAAAGGUCACAGCGCCGAUUAUAGGGAUGGGGAGUGUGGAGAGGGUUUUAGAAGGAUUAGAGGCGGGUUCGAAGUUGUUAGAUGAGGAGGAGGUCAAGUAUUUGGAGGAACUGUACGAGCCGUUACCAGUUAUAGGACAUAACUAA
Messenger RNA from Morchella sextelata, 579 nucleotides. RefSeq lists its product as uncharacterized. The record is from RefSeq and is a predicted model, not a curated record. The coding region runs from base 1 to 579 and encodes 192 amino acids. Lineage: Eukaryota; Fungi; Ascomycota; Pezizomycetes; Pezizales; Morchellaceae. The transcript has 2 exons.